GCCUGACAUCCUGCUCCUGCAUGGCCAGGCGUUCACCUCCAAGACGUGGGAGGCCUUGGGCACACUGGCGCUGCUCGCCAGAGAAGGCUACCGCGCGGUCGCGAUAGAUCUGCCCGGCUACGGGGAUUCGCCCCCAGCAGAGGCAGUGGCCACGGCGCAGGGCCAGGUGGCUUUCCUGGACCAUGUCCUCCAGGAGCUGGGCAUGCAGAGGCCCGUUCUCGUCAGCCCCUCCAUGAGCGGCCGCUUUGCCCUGCCCUUCCUCCUGGCACGGGGGAACCAGCUGGCUGGCUUUGUGCCCAUUGCGCCCGCAGGCACCAAGGACUAUCAGUACCAGCGGGUCCAGACGCCCACCCUGAUCCUGUAUGGUGACCGUGACACACGCCUGGGUCCCCAGGCCCUGCAGAGCCUGCGGCACCUCCCUGGGCACCGCGUGGCCGUGGUGCCUGGCGCCG
Molecule: messenger RNA, 452 nt
Organism: Merops nubicus (carmine bee-eater)
Lineage: Eukaryota; Metazoa; Chordata; Aves; Coraciiformes; Meropidae
Product: alpha/beta hydrolase domain-containing protein 14A-like
Cellular component (GO): cytoplasm
Source: RefSeq, a predicted model, not a curated record